Molecule: messenger RNA, 1112 nt
Organism: Bombina bombina (fire-bellied toad)
Lineage: Eukaryota; Metazoa; Chordata; Amphibia; Anura; Bombinatoridae
Product: ficolin-2-like
Exons: 2
Coding region: 141-464 (107 amino acids)
Source: RefSeq, a predicted model, not a curated record
AUAGCUUCUUAGCUGAUUCUAUUUCUUCAGCAGAGCAAUAUAAUAUAUUCCACCAAUUUAUAGGCAAUUGGGAGCUCCGUGUAGAUCUCCAGGACUUUGAAAACACAAAGUCCUAUGCUAAAUACGCAUCUUUCAAAAUCAUGGGAGAGAAUGAGAAGUACAAGUUGCUACUUGGAGCCUUCAAGGAUGGUAAUGCGGGAGAUUCCAUGGGUUAUCACAAUAAUAUGCAGUUCAGCACUAUGGAGCAAGACAAUGAUAUCAAUGCAGAAUCAAACUGUGUCACAUUGUACAAAGGCGCCUGGUGGCAUGGAAGUUGUCACCAUUCAAACCUGAACGGUCUGUAUCAUCUGGGACAGCAUAGCAGCUUCGCAGAUGGCAUAAACUGGAACACUGGCAAGGGAUACAACUACUCUUACAAAUAUGCUGAAAUGAAGAUACUGCCUGUAACAGAGCAGAGGAAGUAGAAAAUCAUAAAAAAAGAAAAAAUGUUUUCCUCUUCUGCCGGAAGUCCAGUCUGCCAACUAUUAAACCUACGUGCGGACUUCCUUAAAACUUUAUUCCCUUUAAUAAAUACUUAUACCACAUUACACAUAUGAAUGAAUCAUAUUGUCUCUUGAAACUGGUGGUUAUUUUAUGUGUUAUUUCAGCAAAAUACAUUCAAGGUUAGAACAUUGGCGCAAACUGCAGAGUUAUGUGUAGACGGUAGAGGCGUCACCAGGGCUGGAACAUUUGAAAUACAAGGGAAGUCAUUGUAAUUUUUCUGUAUUUUCACUAAUAAUCUGGCUUGCAGAGCAGCCAUUUUUUACUUAUUGUGAAUAUUUGCUAUGUCAAUGCGACCAAGGUCCAAGUGUUGUAAGAGCAAAACAGAUCUGUUACAUUUGGUGAGAUAUAUCAGAGAGACUACUAUAAAACUGUGAGAGAAUUUCAACUACUCCCAAGGAACGCCCCUGCCCAGAUAACUCACUACUACUAGUUAUACACUGGAAAAAAAUUACAAAGUACAAUUUAAACUUUAUACUUUGAGAAUUUCUACUUUAUACUUCAAAUAUGAUUUGUACUUUGUAUAUUCGAAAUUAUGAAUUUUGCUUUGUAUUAUAAAAUUAUGUUUUUUU